AUGAACCUUGAAACUGAGUUUCUUCAAAAACCCAUUUUUCUUCACGGGUUAUCUAUUAUACUUCAUAUACUAUUGCUUUUAGCGAUUUUAGUUUCAUGGGUUUGGAAAAAAAUCAAAACUUGUGCUGUAAUCAAUGAGUGCAAUGAGACACCAAAUAGCACUAGCAAUUGGUUUAAUGUCACAAAGUUUUGUUGUAUUGCUUUUUCUUCUUUCAAUUUUGUUUUGUUUCUUUUUGAUUACUGGUAUACAAGUGUUUGGUCAGAAGAAAAUGUUGUUACCCUUUUUGAUUUAGUUCUCAAAACAGUUACUUGGUGUGUGGUUUGUGUUUGUAUCCACAAAGGGUUCUUCUUUUUGUUCAGUUCAGAUCAAAGAAAAAGAAGGUUUCCAUUGUUUUUUAGAGUUUGGUGUGUUUUUUAUCUCUUUGUUUCUUGUUAUUGGUUUGUGACUGACAUUGUUGUUUUGUAUGAAAAUCAUAUUGAGUUAAGGGUUCAAUGUAUGGUUUCUGUUGUGGUUUCAUUUUGUGUUAGUUUGUUGUUUUUUUAUGUGGGGUAUUGUGUGAAAAAUGAAGGUGAUAGAACUCUUCAAGAGCCUCUUUUGAAUGGUAAUUAUGGUAAUGCUUUAGAGUUAAGAGAGACUAAAGGGAGUGAUACUGUUACUCCUUAUUCAAAUGCUGGAAUUUUGAGCCUUCUUACCUUAUCUUGGGUGGGUCCACUUAUAGCAUUUGGAAAUAAGAAGACCCUAGACCUCGAGGAUCUUCCUCAGCUAGAUAGUCGAGAUAGUGCUGCGGGAGCUUUUCCAAUUUUCAGAGACAAAGUUGAAGCUGAUUGUGGUGCAAUCAAUAGAGUAACCACACUUAAGUUGGUUAAGUUAUUGAUAAUUUUAGGGUGGAAAGAGAUUCUUAUCACUGGUUUUCUUGCACUGAUAAACACUUGUGCUUCUUAUGUUGGUCCUUAUCUUAUUGAUUCUUUUGUUCAAUACCUUGGUGGAAAAAGGCUAUAUGAGAAUCAAGGCUAUGUCUUGGUUUCUGCUUUUAUAUUUUCACAGCUUGUGAAAUGCUUAUCACAAAAGCAUUGGUACUUUAAGUUGAAGCAACACGGAGUUCGAAUCCGAGCACUGCUUGUGACUAUGAUAUAUGAAAAAACCUUAACACUUUCUUGUCAAUCAAGGCAGUGUCACACUUCUGGAGAAAUUACCAAUUUCAUUACUGUUGAUGUCGAAAGAGUUGGUUUUUUCACUUGGUACAUGCAUGAUGGGUGGAUAGUAGUUUUGGAAGUUACGUUGGCAUUGUUGAUUUUGUAUAAAAACGUUGGACUUGCUUCCAUUGCUUCUCUUGUUACAACCAUAAUUGUUAUGUUGGCAAAUGUUCCGUUGGGAUCAUUGCAAGGGAAGUUUCAAAAGAAGUUGAUGGAUUCAAAGGAUACUAGAAUGAAGAGCACGUCUGAAACUUUAAGGAACAUGAGGAUCCUCAAACUACAAGGAUGGGAAAUGAAGUUUCUAUCUAAAAUAAUUGAGCUCAGGGAUGCGGAACAAGGCUGGUUGAAAAAAUCUCUUUAUACUUCAGCUAUGACUCAAUUUUUCUAUUAUGGUGCAUCUACAGUUAUAUCUGUGGUUACUUUUGGUACUUGUAUGCUCAUAGGGAUCCCACUUGAAUCAGGGAAGAUUCUGUCAUCAAUAGCAACAUUCAGGAUUCUUCAAGGGCCUAUUUAUAGUCUUCCUGAUUUAAUUUCAAUGACAGCAAAAACUAAAGUUUCUCUUGAUAGGAUCGCGUCGUUCCUUCAUCUUGAUGACUUGCAGUCUGAUGUUGUCGAAAAGCUUCCUCCGGGUAGUUCUGAUACUUCAAUUGAAGUGGUUGAUGGGAAUUUUUCUUGGGAUUUAUCCUCACCUAAUCCAACUUUGCAGAACAUAAACCUCAAAGUUUUUCAUGGCAUGAAGGUUGCUGUUUGUGGUACAGUUGGAUCGGGCAAGUCUACUUUACUUUCAUGUGUAUUGGGAGAACUACCAAAGAUAUCAGGUAUCCUUAAAGUUUGUGGAACAAAGGCCUAUGUUGCUCAAUCACCAUGGAUUCAAAGUGGGAAGAUAGAAGAUAAUAUAUUGUUUGGUGAACACAUGGUUAGGGAAAGGUAUGAGAAGGUACUUGAAGCAUGUUCCCUGAAGAAGGAUCUGGAAAUCUUGCCAUUUGGUGAUCAGACGGUUAUAGGCGAGCGUGGAACUAAUUUGAGUGGUGGACAGAAACAAAGAAUACAAAUUGCUCGUGCUCUUUAUCGAGAUGCUGAUAUAUAUCUAUUUGAUGAUCCUUUUAGUGCUGUGGAUGCUCAUACAGGAUCUCAUCUUUUUAAGGAAUGUUUGCUGGGUGUUUUAAGUUCAAAAACAGUGAUUUAUGUUACUCAUCAAGUGGAGUUUUUACCUACUGCUGAUCUUAUUUUGGUCAUGAAAGAUGGAAAAAUUACUCAAAGCGGAAAGUAUGACGAGCUUCUUAAUAUUGGAACCGAUUUUAUGGAACUUGUUGGGGCACACAGAGAAGCUUUGUCUACACUUGAAUCAUUGGAUGGAGGAAAAACCUCAAAUGAAAUUAGUACAUUAGAAGAAGAUGUAAAUAUCUCUGGCACUCAUGAAGAGGCAAACAAAGAAGUGCAAAAUGGUAAUGCAAAUGAUAAAGGCGAACCGAAAGGCCAAAUUGUUCAAGAAGAAGAAAGGGAGAAAGGUAAAGUUGGGUUUUCAGUCUAUUGGAAGUAUAUCACAACUGCAUAUGGAGGAGCUUUCGUACUGUUCAUAUUAUUGGCUCAGAUUCUUUUUCAAGUUCUUCAAAUUGGAAGCAACUAUUGGAUGGUGUGGGAAACUCCCAUCUCAGCAGAUGUGAAGCCACCUGUUGAAGAAACAACUCUUAUUGAAGUCUAUGUCGUUUUGGCCAUUGGAAGUUCUUUAUGCAUUCUUGUUAUAGAAUUGUUACUUGUUACAGUUGGUUAUAAGACAGCUACUAUACUCUUCAAUAAAAUGCACUUGUGCAUCUUUCGCGCCCCCAUGUCAUUUUUCGAUUCUACUCCAAGUGGACGAAUCCUUAAUAGAGCUUCUACUGACCAAAGUGCAGUGGAUGCCGACAUUCCUUAUAAAAUUGGCGCAUUUGCCUUUAAUGUGAUCAUGCUUCUGGGAAUUAUAGCAGUGAUGUCUCAUGUUGCAUGGCAAGUUUUCAUUGUCUUUGUACCUGUGAUAGCAGUCAGCAUUUGGUAUCAGCGAUAUUAUUUACCAUCAGGCCGUGAACUGUCACGUUUAGUUGGAGUAUCCAGAGCCCCAAUCAUUCAACACUUUGCGGAAACAAUUUCCGGUACUUCAACCAUUAGAAGCUUUGAUCAACAGUCAAGAUUUCUUGAAACAAAUAUGAAACUGGUUGAUGGGUAUUCUCGACCAAAGUUCAACAUGGCUGUUGCUAUCGAAUGGUUAGGUCUCCGCUUAGAUAUAUUGUCUUCCAUCACAUUUGCCUUUUCCUUGAUAUUCUUGAUAUCAAUCCCACCUGGAAUCAUAAAUCCAGGCAUUGCUGGUCUAGCUGUUACCUAUGGUCUAAGUAUAAACGCGAUAACAUAUACGGUGAUAUGGAGUCUUUGCAACUUGGAGAACAACAUUAUAUCGGUAGAAAGGAUACUUCAACAUACAACCAUUCCUAGUGAGCCUCCCCUUGUUUCAGAAGAAGAAAAUAGGCCAGAUCCUUCUUGGCCCGCAUAUGGCAAGGUUGAUAUACGGAACUUGCAGGUUCGAUAUGCUCCACAUCUUCCACUCGUGUUGCAUGGCCUGACAUGCACAUUUCAUGGAGGAUUGAAAACUGGCAUUGUUGGUAGAACAGGUAGUGGCAAAUCAACUCUUAUGCAAACACUUUUCCGACUCAUUGAACCUACUGCUGGGGAAGUUAUCAUUGACCGCAUCAACAUCUCUACAAUCGGACUGCAUGACUUGAGGUCUCGACUAAGCAUUAUUCCGCAAGAUCCAACAAUGUUUGAGGGGACAGUGAGAAGUAAUCUGGACCCCCUUGAAGAGUACACUGAUGAACAAAUUUGGGAGGCCUUGGAUAAGUGUCAACUAGGAGAUGAAGUUAGAAAGAAAGAAGGAAGGCUCGACUCUUCAGUCAGUGAAAAUGGUGAGAAUUGGAGCAUGGGUCAGAGGCAGUUGGUUUGCCUAGGUAGGGUUCUGCUUAAGAAGAGCAAGAUUUUGGUGCUUGACGAAGCCACUGCAUCAGUUGAUACAGCUACAGAUAAUUUGAUUCAACAAACUCUUAGGCAGCAUUUCACGGACUCUACCGUCAUUACCAUUGCACAUCGAAUAACUUCUGUUCUUGACAGUGAUAUGGUUCUACUUCUUAGUCAAGGACUUAUUGAGGAGUAUGACUCCCCAACCACAUUGCUUGAGGAUAAGUCAUCAUCUUUUGGUAAGCUUGUUGCAGAGUAUACCAUGAGGUCCAACUCAAAAUUUUGA
Trifolium pratense (red clover) is the source of this 4458-nucleotide messenger RNA. Its product is annotated as ABC transporter C family member 3-like. The transcript has 10 exons. The record is from RefSeq and is a predicted model, not a curated record. Gene Ontology annotation, biological process: transmembrane transport. The coding region runs from base 1 to 4458 and encodes 1485 amino acids. Gene Ontology annotation, molecular function: ATP hydrolysis activity; ATP binding; ABC-type transporter activity. Gene Ontology annotation, cellular component: vacuolar membrane; plant-type vacuole. Lineage: Eukaryota; Viridiplantae; Streptophyta; Magnoliopsida; Fabales; Fabaceae.